GCAACGGGAGAAAGGGUAUCACAAGUAUCUUAUGCCUACUGCUGCCGACCUCUUUGGGAUGCGACAAGUUCGCGAUAUCGUGGAGUUGCCUGCUCAUCUGACUCUCACCUGCGGAAGAUUUUCAGCCUGUUCGUGAGGAGUUAUUUAAAAUAGUCGAUACUUGGAAGCGCUGCAAUGGUCAUGAUUUGCGGUCAGACUUGCUAUGGCGGCUUGAAAUCCACCCACCGUACUGGCUUGACAGACUCUGUUCAAUGCGAGAGACUUGCUGUUGCUGUCUUUACGUGCACAGGGUGGCUUUGCGACGACAUUCCUGAGCCUAAUGACUCGCCUCGGUACAUGUACUUCCCAGAGUACCUUCACCAUAGAUGCAAUCGGAUCCGGCGACGAGCAUGGAAUGAACUCGACCCUCCUAACACGUUUGCAAUGGGCCAAGGGUAUCCGGGAAAUACUGUACAACGAGAGUGGUCCAUGGACGACCUCGAGUUAGAUAAGAAGGCCUCCCAAACCGUGAGGAACAUCAUCGAUGCAUGCGACUUAGACUGGACAGAGGUAACAGUGUCGGAGCUCGACAAUCUGGAUCCUAGGUUGGUCUGCCUAAAGUGCAGCUACGGCAACCACUGUGAUGGAGAGAGACCUAUGAUGGUCCGUUCGUGGCGAGAAUCUGUCAAACAUUGCACCAAGAAGCAUUGGAGUGACUCCACUGUGAAGUGGCAGAAAAUUUCAGAUGAGGAGAGUAGAAGUCUUCGCCAAGACCAGGAGGAAGCCGCCGCGAGCACUACGACACCUCCACGCAAAAUUUGGCGGUGCACUCAUUGUCAUGACAAGCCUGGAGAACCGGAGAAAAUGACUGUGCAGGGAAUGAUGGAUCACUUGGAGGAUCAGUAAGAGCUCCAUCGUGUAUGCAUAUUUCUCUCGGCUGAUAUCGACUCUGCGAAGCCAUUCGAUAGAUCUAAUCAAUCAAGUUGCCGGAAAAGACUUUGCUGAAGCUUUGGACGUGCCUCCUACAACGAUUCCUUCUGUGAAGUUGAAGCCGAAAGCCGU
Suillus discolor is the source of this 1041-nucleotide messenger RNA. RefSeq lists its product as uncharacterized. Lineage: Eukaryota; Fungi; Basidiomycota; Agaricomycetes; Boletales; Suillaceae. The transcript is spliced from 2 exons. Bases 175 to 885 code for a protein of 236 amino acids. The record is from RefSeq and is a predicted model, not a curated record.